Messenger RNA from Argiope bruennichi, 2866 nucleotides. RefSeq lists its product as uncharacterized. The coding region runs from base 129 to 2432 and encodes 767 amino acids. The transcript has 14 exons. Gene Ontology annotation, molecular function: ATP binding; RNA helicase activity; RNA binding. Gene Ontology annotation, cellular component: ribonucleoprotein complex; nucleus; cytoplasm. The record is from RefSeq and is a predicted model, not a curated record. NCBI's taxonomy places the organism in Eukaryota, Metazoa, Arthropoda, Arachnida, Araneae, Araneidae.
AAUACAGUUAUAAUUCUUGCAGAUCCGGCCUCUCUUUUCCUGCGAUUCCGCCAUUAGAGCUUUACACUCGGAAAUUUUGUUUAAUUUAUUUUUCUGUAUUAUUAUUCAAGUCUUAAAAACCUUUGAAAAUGUCUAGUAGAGAUAGAAUGGGUCGAAGAGGUGGUGGUGAUAGACCAAGUUUUGGAAGUCGUCGUGGUGGAGGAUCUAGUAGAGGUGGAUUUACAGGUGGUACAGGAGGACGCGGAUCAUUAAAAGGGAAGCAGCCUGGUGAGCGAUUGAGAAAACCACGUUGGGAUAUGAGUAAAUUGAUGCCAUUUCAGAAGAAUUUCUAUCGUGAACAUCCCAAUGUUCAAAGGAGAUCACAGCAAGAUGCUGAAAGCUACAGGAAUCAUUAUGAAAUUACUAUUCGUGGCCCUAAUAUCCCCAAACCUGUUGCUAAUUUUGAAGAAGGUUGUUUUCCAGAUUAUGUUAUGGAAGCUGUUCGCCUUCAGCAGUAUCAACAGCCAACUGCUAUUCAGGCGCAGAGUUGGCCUAUUGCCUUGAGUGGUCGAGAUUUAGUUGGCAUUGCCCAGACAGGAUCUGGAAAAACCCUUGCAUAUAUUUUGCCUGCUAUUGUUCACAUCAAUCAUCAACCACCAUUGGAACGAGGAGAUGGGCCAAUUGUUCUCGUACUUGCUCCUACUCGUGAGUUGGCUCAACAGAUUCAGCAAGUUGCUAAUGAUUUUGGUCAUACGUCUCGAGUAAGGAAUACAUGUGUAUUUGGUGGUGCACCUAAAGGUCCACAAAUCAGAGAUUUAGAAAGAGGAGCUGAAAUUUGUGUUGCUACUCCUGGUCGUUUAAUAGACUUUUUAGAAGCAGGAGUUACUAAUCUUCGUAGAUGCACUUAUUUAGUAUUGGAUGAAGCUGACCGUAUGUUGGAUAUGGGUUUUGAACCUCAAAUCAGGAAAAUUUUGGAGCAGAUUCGACCUGAUCGUCAAACUCUCAUGUGGAGUGCAACUUGGCCUAAAGAAGUGCGUGCUCUUGCUGAAGAUUUCUUAAAAGAUUAUGUUCAGAUUAACAUUGGAGCUCUUCAACUAUGUGCAAACCAUAAUAUAACUCAAAUUAUUGAUGUUUGUGAGGAACAUGAAAAGGAGAACAAAUUGUUCAAGUUGUUGGAAGAAAUAAUGAGCCAGAGUGAUAAUAAAACCAUUAUUUUUGCCGAGACCAAAAGGAAAGUAGAUGAUCUUACUAAACGCAUGCGUAGAGAUGGGUGGCCCGCUAUGUGUAUUCAUGGAGAUAAAUCACAACCUGAAAGAGAUUGGGUUUUGAAUGAGUUCAGAACUAGUAGAUCACCAAUCUUAGUUGCGACUGAUGUUGCUGCUCGUGGAUUGGAUGUGGACGAUAUUAAGUUUGUGAUAAACUUUGAUUACCCUAACUGUUCUGAAGACUAUGUUCAUCGCAUUGGCCGUACAGCUCGUAGCAAUAAAAGUGGCACUGCUUACACUUUCUUUACCACGAGUAAUUCUAAACAAGCUUCUGACUUGAUUAGUGUCUUGCAAGAGGCUAAUCAAGUCAUUAAUCCACGAUUGUAUGACAUAGCUGAUAUGUCUCGAGGAGGUGGAGGCAGAAUGAGGAGUCGAGGUCGUGCAGGUGGCUUUCAGGGACGCAGUGAUACUCGUGGCGGAAGGAGGGAUGAUACAAGAGGUGGUAGGAGUCAAGGCAGGGAUAAUUUUGGCCGAGAUCGAAUGCGCAAUGACGAUAGAGGCAGACCAAGUUCUAGACCUGAGAGAAAUGGACCAUCUGACCGAGGAAACUACAAUAGAGAUAAUCAGGGAUCUUACAGCCGUGAUGGACAAAAUUCAAACUAUGCACGUAAUGGACAAACUGCUGGAUACAGUCGUGAGAAUCCAAAUUCUGGAUAUAAUCGAGAGACCUAUAAUGCUAAUAGAGAUUCCCAAUCGUCUGGAUAUAAUCGUGACAAUCAGUCAGCUAACAAAGGUGGUCUCUUGAAUACUCCUCCAACAGGUGGGAUGUAUCAACAAGAAAGGGGCCCUCAAGAAAGUCGUUACAACCUUAGAGCUCAUGCUGGUCCAAGACCACCUCCAAGACCAGAAGGUAAUCCACCCCAGCAUGGUAAUCCACCCCCUCAUGGUAAUCCUUAUAUGAAUGGACAGUCCAGGGCUCCCCAGCACCCUCAGAUGAAUGAAGAUAACAGACAUACGAAUCGUGGCAAUCCACAGAUGAAUGCACACAACGAGCCACCUCCACAGCGCUAUCAAGGCCAUAACAUGCAAAUGAAUGGUUCUGGCAGACCUGCACCUCAGGCAAUGACCAAUGCCCAAACAAUGCAGUCUUUAUUCCAGCCUCCUCCUCCACCACCACCUAUCCCUAAUGGCACUGCUAACAAGGGCUCUUUGAUGGGACCCCCACCUCCAAUAAAUAAAUAUUAUUAAUUUUGUGAAUUUUAGAAGUUUUAAAUGUAUUGUGAAAAAUGUUUUGUUUCUUCAGAAGACUAUUGUAAAUAAUUUUUUGUAUAUUUAUUUUCUGUUUCCAUUGAAUCAUAAAUUAUGCUACUCAUGAAGUAAUGGAUAUGUAAUUUAGCGGGACACCAUUUUUCAUUUCAAGUUCACACAUGUAAUGUAUAUUUGUUAAAAUAUUGAUGGGUCGGAACAUAUGUCCGUAGUACAUUCUUUAAAAUUGUGCUAGACUUGAACUUUAUUAAUUUGGAAAAAAAAAGUUUUUAUUUUUGCAGUUUGUAUCAUCACUUUGUUGGAUGUUUAUAUUCAUUUUUUCUUUUUUUAUACUUAACAAAAAUUGAUGCAUUUCUGUAAAUGAAUACUCUGAUGGACGAAGAAAAAGUCUAAAAAAUAAAAUUUUAAACAAUGGU